CUGUGAUGUGGGGGCAGCGUUCCCCGUCCCUUUAGGGGGUGCCAUGGUAUUCAUGUCAAUUUGAGCUUUAUUAAAGAUGGUGCUAAAGUCCCGGCCGUCCCCCGAGAUCGCCAUCAUCGCGGCGGGUUGCCCUGGGGGCCAUGGCAUGUCCCUGUGCCGCGCAAGGCUGUGUGCACCUUGUUGCCUUCUUGCCAAGGUGUCCUUGGUGGGUUUGGGCUACGAUUGCCAGGGUGCUUUUUGUCACCUCAGUGUUGAAGGAAGGGAGCUUGGGGUGGACAAACAAAGGGGUUCUCAUGUCCCCAUUUGGAGCCCAGCUGUCAGUCCUGUGGUUUUGUAUGGUUCAGGUGUAAGCAUGUUGCAGAAGAGCUAGGGGUGAUCUGAUGCUGGACUGCAGUUUUGUUUGUGCGUAUACAUCUCUCUAUAUGUGAGGUUAUAUAACUCUUACGGUUAUUGAAAUGCAUGGCGCUUAGAGGAAAGAUGUAGAAAGAGACUGCUGAGUUAUAUUUAGAAAGAAUCAGAGGCAGUCACUUUUUCAGUUGCAAAGUAAGUGGCAAAAGUGGAAUAAAUCUAAGUGUUUUUUCCCUGCAUUCUAAAGUAGCCAACAGUGAAAGAGCGAGUGAUGGUACUGUGGCUUUGUGUGAAGUUUUGCACUACCUCCAUAUUGUCUUCUAAGGGAAAGCUUUUGAUUUCUUCAUGCGGAUGAGAUCGUAAGUGGGGAGAGCGAGGAGGAAAGUAAUGGCAUCAACCUGAUGGAGUUCUCAGAUGAGAUCCUUUUGCACAUCCUCAGCUAUGUCCCUUGCACAGACCUUGUCCUGAAUGUUAGGAGAACCUGCAGGAAACUUGCAACACUUUGCCUUGACAAGAGCCUAACCCAUACAGUUUUACUUCAGAAAGACUAUAAGGUAAACAAAGACAAAGUGAAGCAACUCAUGAGGGAUAUCGGAAAAGAGAUUUACCAGCUGAACAUGGCUGGGUGCUAUUGGCUGCCCAGUUCCACUAUUGAUCAUGUAACACGAUGCAAGAACCUGGUAAAACUGAACCUGUCUGGGUGCCACGUCACCUCCCUCCGUCUCUCAAAGAUGCUAUCCACACUCCAGCACCUGCGCUCCCUGGCGAUAGACGUAAAUCCGGGUUUCGAUGCCAGUCAGCUAAGCAGCGAGUGUAAAGCCACGCUUAGCCGUGUCUCGGAAUUGAAGCAAACCCUUUAUACGCCGUCAUAUGGUGUCGUUCCGUGCUGCACUAGCCUUGAGAAACUGCUGCUUUACUUUGAGAUCCUUGAUCGCUCGCGAGAAGGUUUUAUGCUCUCUGGGCAGCUAAUGGUAGGUGAGAGCAAUGUGCCCCACUACCAGAAUCUCCGCGUCUUCUAUGCCAGGCUGGCUCCUGGCUAUGUUAAUCAGGAGGUGGUGAGGCUGUACUUGGCAGUGCUGAGCGAUCGGACACCUGAGAACCUUCACGCUUUCCUUAUUUCUGCCCCUGGUAGCUUUGCAGAGACAGGAGCCACUAAAAACCUCCUGGACUCUAUGGCUCGAAAUGUACGUCUGGAUGCUUUACAAUUGCCCAAAGCUUGGAUUAACGGCUCUGGGCUCCUGCAACACUUGAAGUUCAACAACCCUUUCUACUUCAGCUUUAGCCGAUGCACCUUAUCUGGUGGUCACCUGAUCCAGAGGGUUAUUAAUGGUGGGAAGGAUCUUAAAAGCUUGACCAGUCUGAAUCUCAGUGGCUGCGUUCACUGUCUGGCUCCGGAGUCCUUGUUUCGAAAAGCAGAAGAUGACAUUGACAGUAGCAUUCUGGAAAGCCUGGUCGUGUCUUGCUGCAACCUGAGACACCUCAACCUCUCUGCAGCUCACCAUCACAGCUCAGAAAGCAUAGGGAAUCACUUGUGCCAGCUUCUGUCCAGGUUAAAGCACCUGCUCUCAUUAGCGCUACCGGUGUGCUCCAUCACAGAUGUUGCUGCAAAUGUGGAAAAGCCUCCCUCGGCAUCUAAUUUGGUGCCCCAAACGUUUGGAAGGAAAGUUCGGAUUGGGAUACAGACAUAUCCAAGGAACUUAUCAGACCUGGUAAAUCAGAAGAUAGACUCUUCGGUGUUCUGGGCUCUGAUGAGAAGCCUCCGAUUUUUGGAAACCUUGGAAAUAAUUGGGUCCAGUUUUUCCUCUGCCAUGCCGCGCAACGAGCCAGCAAUUCGGAAUUCGUUGCCUCCUUGUGUCCGGGCACAAAGCGUGGGGGAUUCAGAGGUGGCUGCCAUUAGCCAGUUGACUUAUUUGCAGAGCCUCACCUUAGCACAACUGCCAAAUAUUAUUACUGGCUCUGGGCUUAUUAACAUUGGAUUGGAGUGCCAGCAUUUGCGGACUCUUUCGUUGGCCAACCUGGGCAUGAUGGGGAAAGUGGCCUAUAUGUCUGCUCUCAUGGACAUGCUGAAACACUGCAAGUGUUUGAGAGAUCUCAGGCUGGAACAGCCGUACUUCUGCGCGGGCGCCCAGUUCUUCCAGGCACUGAGUCAUUGCUCCUCUCUCCAACGGCUUUGCAUCGUCUCCCGGAGUGGGACUCUGCAGUCUGACGCAGUGAUGUCAUUCAUGGCCAACUGCCUUGAGGUCAUCAUGUGCCACAUGUUUAUGGGAGAAUCUCUUACCGUUUGCAAAAAUCUCCAGCAAUCCAUUGUCCGGAGUUUCCAGGCGGACCGCCCUGCAUUAAAUGUCGUCAUUUUCCCUCUGCUUCAUGAGGACUUGACAGAGGUCAUCAGAGAUGUCCCCAUGCGGCACUUGGAUGAAAUUACCUUGUUUAAAAGCAGAGUGGCAGAGGAACCUCCCAACUUAUGGUGGUGACUGUCACAGCAUGGAGAGGACAGUCAGCGUGAACACAUGAAAUAGCUUCUUCUUGGCCUGGAUUCCCUAUCUUCAGCUCCUGGCCACCUCACUGGAUGCUGUACAAUCACUUUAAAUAGGUGCAAUUGCAAAAUUAAAAAAAGAUGGCCCUCUGCAGUGGGGAAACAUCUAUUGGAUAUUGCUGCAUCUGAAAAAUCCUAUCUCAAAGGUUUCUGGAAUCUGAUGAGUAUUUCCUUGCGGUUAAUAUGAAUUGUUUUGUUAUUUUACUGAAGUUAAAGGUAAGAGAAACUGAAUUAACGAUGCUCUUCCCCCUGUGUCGCCUGGUGUAUUUCCUAAGGGUCCCUGUGUACUUUGGCAGUGUGCUUUGUGAUAUUGGUGGAAAUCAUUCUUUGCUUCAGUCUAUUUUCGGCAAAGUAGAAAGCCUAAGCCAGUUAAGAGGCACAAAAAUGUGUUGCUCAGUUGAAGUGCAUCACAUCUUUUCUAUGUUACAGAUAGGCAUUUGUCGUCACACACAUACAAUCACAGAUAUUUAAAAGUUUUUUUUGAGUGAGAAGUACCACAAGGACUCUUUUUUUAUAUUUGAAUAACAAAUUAAGGUCAUUAGCACCUUGACCAUGGUAUGUUCUUGCUGAUGCUUUUUCCAUCAGUCUGGUGGAAGAAGUUCUCAGCUCUUUUGGAAAUCCUUGUCCUAGGGUAGAUGGUGCCUGCAGUGAAUAAGUUGAGACUCUGGUCUGAUUUAAAUGGAGUCUGUCUUGCAGUGUAGAUGGGAAUGUAGUGUUCCAGUUCUGUCCUUAGAUCCCAUGCCUUGAGCUCAUGCUAAUUUUAGAGAUGUUAUGAAGUAUUUUCACAGUGUGAUUUCAGUCAGCUUCUCUGCUCCACAGAACUUCCUCAGGCAUUAGUAGUGGUCUGGAUCACUUUCAUAUUGCCUUAUUUACUGAGCACUUUUGAAAGCAUCAGACAGCUGUACCAAAAGCCAAGCAACGUACUCCUGGAGCUACGUUUCUGGGCGGCAGUCGGAUUUCCCUUCUGCUGGAGUAUUUUGUGGUAGCACACUGGGUCUGUCUUCUGCAAAACAGCUAUCAACCAGAACAGUCUAAUUUCUCCAUCCAAAUGCUCCCUGAUGUGUUGAGCAGUGUUUUUCUAGGGAGAUCCAGUGUUGUCCAAAGAUGAUGUCCCCACCUCCUUGUCAGCAUUUUCUACACAAGAGGCAAAUGGUGUUCUGCCGUCAAUGGUUCAUAGGAAGCUUGGUCUGAUGGGAUAGUUUUGAGACCAAAAUGCAUCUCACAGCUUCGGAGGACUUUCCAUCCUUAUUUUCCCAUCGAUCUGGUGUGCACCUGCCUGGAAAUCUGUCUUGCUGGUGUAAAUCUUGAACCAGACUGCGGUAACCUUUGUGCUCAGAUAGGUUACGGUGUUAACGAGCAGGUUAAUGUUAGUCUUCUACUAGCGUUGCUAAAACUAACCUCUGCAUGUGUUUGCUGUCUGCCCUGAGUUUCUAUCUCUUCCCCCCUCAGGCCAGGGUGCCAGCAGCCGUCUCUGGUUUGCAGUUGGUGUCAAGGUGGUGAGGCCAGCUCGUGCUCCUCCGGGAACGGCUGCAGCUGAGCUGCGAUCGCUCCUGAAGUAUUUGAGACUCUGCCUCAGGUUAGACACCGUGACAUGCCGGUGAGUGUGAGGAGCUGGUGCCCUGUUCUUGGCAUCAUGCCACUGUUUUCUCUCCUGCUGUCCCAACGAGGUCAUUCUUUCUACCUCUUGUCAUAUUAUUCACCUGUUUGAAUCCCUCUCUCUCUCUCUCUCUCUCCAACAGCUUUCUUCUCUCCUUCUCCCUCAGCAAAUCAGAUACACUUUUUGGCAGGAACACGAGCCACUGCUCUGUCCAGUUCAGGCUGCUUCAGCUCUGCCUAGUUUUUGUCUGGGAGUUAGGCAGGGAGUUUGCAGAGCUGCUUUCUCCUCUGUGCUUGAAGCAUUAGUAAAGCUGCUUUCUCCUCCUUGUGCCUCAAGGAAGUGCAGAGGGAAGACUGAGGGUAUGGAACCAGCUCUCUAAUGCCUAAGGGGACCUCUUUUGUUAUGUGCUGCAGGAGCGAGGCCAUUCCCACCCUCAGCCAGGAUUUCCCCUCCAUCUAGAGGCUGUGGCACCAGCAAGAGUUUGGCAGAACCACCAGCUAUCCUGUUCCUGUCCCACUGGAAAACCUGGGUUGGGGUACAGCAGUAUGUGAAAAUGCCUGUUGCUUAAUGGUGGUGUUAACCCUUUGGUCUUGGAGGUUAGAGUAACCUGAUGAAACAAGCUGUACCUUUUGGUUGGCAAAGCGAUACCCAUCUGCCUCGUGUCUUGCUAGAUCAGGGUAGGCAAUCAGGCAUGUUUUAUAACGCCAUUAUUCUGUUGCCUGGAGUAUGAUGUUUAGACAUCUGUAUUCAUGCAAGCAGGUCAGAAGUCCUGAUGCAAAUGUUGCCAGUUAUAAUCGGGGCUAGGAAAGGUCACCCACAGGUAAUAAAGAUAGCACCACAAAUAGUGAUAAAGAACUAAAAACUCCUUCCACCCCCAACUCCCCAACUCUGGGCCAAUGCUUGAUAUCUCUACUACAAAUCCUCUUAUGGUGAGUGAGAAUUUCCGCUGCUUCUGCACUCCAGGCAGGAUUCACCAGAUGUUAAUAAUGUGCUUAUUUUCUCUAAGUGCUAUUUUGGCAUCGGUGUUAAUUACAAUUUAUAUUCUGCAACAUUUACACUGGGAAAAGAACCCACCCUAAUAGUCCCCAAUUGGCAGAGCCGGGCUAUUAAACAUAGCACCAUAUGUUCUGAGCAGAGCAAUAUAUGGGACUCGGAGCCCACUCAGUGCUGAGACUCUAGCGUGCAGUGUUAGAGGAGGAGAAGAGAACAGAGAGAUGGGUGUUUUGUUCCUAGCUCUUAUUUAAUCUGAAAUUCCCCCUUUUCUCUGGUCUCUGUCCCCAUCUCUCCAGAAAACUCCCUCCCGCUAUCUGUGAGCAUCUAAUAGGGUGAUCUCUGAGCCUGCUGAUGCCACUGUCCAUAGUCUAAAAUAAAUGAAUUCAAUUACAGUCGGUGCCCUUCUCGCAGGGAGUGCUUCUGCAGGAUUCCCAGUCCCUGCUGCCGUGUUUCUUGCUGCGCUCCAAAUCAGACCUCCCAUCUUUGGGGACUGCAGAAGAAAUCUUUGCUUUGACUACCAACGAGGUGUCUGCGCUUCUCUGGGAGAAGCAUAUUCUGGGACAAAGUGCCAUUAGUGUGUAAAAUCAGAAGUUGUUUGCUGCUCUGCUAAUGUCCAAAGUCUUGUUUAGCAAAGUGACAUUUGGUUCCUGCAGGCUGGAAGGGUCUAGACCUGGAGUGACAGUGGUUUUGGUGUGGGGAAUUAGGUGGGGUGAAGUCGUCAGCGUUUUUGUAGGUUUCUUAGGGCUGUAGGUUAAAGGAUUGCUUUCUCAGCUGUUUUGCAAAGCUGAUUUCAUGGUCUCUUUAGAAAACAGCAGUGUGUCCACUGCUCAGUUUGGAAAGGGGGCUGCGUGGCAAAGCCUCUCCCUUCAGGAGAGCUUGGGCGGUGGUCGCUUGUCUGCUGGGGAGGUGGUUUGGCAGGAGAAGAAGAGAUGGGAGUGAGAGGGGGCAGGACUGUGCCAUGGACCUCAAACUGGAAGCCAGACACACACUGUGAGACUUGGUUUCCCCACUUGUGAAAGGGGAGGAGGCUCACCCGCCCCACACAAGGGACCUUGCAGGGGUGCAGAAUGUUCUCCCCUCCGGGUGAGGUGCUGCUCCCUUGGGAGCAGAGGGCAGGGCUGGGGCUGCUAAUGCAGGCUGACGGGUAGCAGAGCAGCGACCCUGCUCGCUUUAAUUCGCAUGACUACCUCCUCCUCUGCUGAGGCAUGUGAGACUCCCAGGGGAGCAGAGCAGGAUCUGUCCCUUUGCCUUGCUGAUCUUCAGAGGCAUGAAGGUCCUGGGGUGACGUACAGGAACGGGACUGUGCGUUGUGGGGUGCUGGGUGCUUUUCCCCCAGCAGCCCUUUUUGAGGAUGGGAUAUCCCCCUGUGGCUGCAGAAAUGUGGGGCUGUUCUGUUUGUGGAGUUAACUGGUGCGGAACGGUUGUUUCGGCUGCUUAAGGGAGAUGCAAUUCCCCCUUGGCUGGUCCCAGCGGAGAGUGUCCAGCCGAAGCUCCUCUCCCCUGUCUGCAGGGAGCCCCGUGCCGGCAGCCAGGCGAGCCAGGCGGGGUGUUGCAGAGGCAAAUCUCCUUCCACUGCAGCUCUCCUGCCUCUUUGAUUAGAUGCGCAGGCAGCCGGGGUACUCUAGCAGGAGAAUCAUUUCCAUAGAAACCAAUUGGGAUGUUGUACAGGGAAUAAUGAUUAAUAGUGAAGAGAUGUUGCCUCAGGCCCUUUUCAUUUUUUAGGGGGCAGCGAGGGACAAACUGGAGCACAGGUGGGGGGACAGGCAGGCUCGAAAACUAAUGGAAACCAUCCCUUCCAUUAAUUUCCAGGGCAGGUUCCCCUCUUCUCCUCCUACCCUGCCCCCCACUGCUACUUCCCAGCUUUCGUCAAAUUUUCAAAAUGGCUAACCUGGUUAGAAAUAAUCAUAAUAAUAAAAAAGGAUGGAUGAGGUCUGACUACUAACAUUGUUGCUGUUAGCAGCAGGAUUUCAGCCAUAAAACAUGAAGCAAGGGAGGCAUUGACCUUUCCGCUGUUUGAAAUGAAUGGAGACAUCAAUAUCUAUUGUUUUGUGGCAUUGACCUCUGACGCUCUUGUUUCGCCCUCCCUUUUCUUUUUUUUUUAAUUUCCCCCUGACACUCGAGGAAAGGGGUCAGUUUGUACCAUCUAUUGAUCCCGAUCUUACUUGGUGAUAGGGAAAUAAUUAGAAUUUUAAAGAUCUCUGCUGCACGCUGGUAAAAUACAUAGAUGCACACUCUAAGCCCCUGCUUCCUGCGUUGCAUUCUCCCCCCUUCCUUGCAGAGAGAUUCAAAGCUCACAGAUCUGAAGGAAGAUGGAUCAAUAUAGGUUUAAUCACGAUGGGGUUUUUAUUUCAGUUUUUUACAUAGUAAAGUGUAACGUUUUAUGUUAAUGUUGUCGGAGUCUGGCUGCCUGGUGCCUUGUUUUAUUUAUUGUUUUAAGUAGCCCCUUCUUUUGUGAAUUUCAUCUAUGUACAGAGAAUGUGAAAUCAGGCAUUGCUAAUUAGCUGUAUGACAAUUAAGUAAUGUAGCACAAAACCAUUAGGACACUGGAUUUGUUUUUGAAGUUUGUCCUUUGAAGUGGAAGCUGCAACUCCCUGCCCAAGGCUGCUGGGGAAAAUGUUUUUCUAUCAAAACUUUCUUUGAAAAUAAAAUGUCAGUGUAAGAGUCCCUAUUUUUGUCGUCUCUCCCUAUAAACAGCGGGUGGAAAUUGUUUCUUAUUGUAAAAACUGUUGGCAUUGAUAGAAAGGGGAAUUCAGAAAAGCAUUAAAUGGGCAGUUGAUCUCCAAACACCCUUGGUUCUGGUAGAGAUGUUACCAAAACCGUUUGUUUAGCUUGUUGAAAGAGAACGGUGCUACUUUAGGAGAAAAGUCACAGCCAGCAACCUGGAGGUGGCAAAGGGAGGUGACCCUCAGAACUGCGGGUUCGCCUCUGACACCUCAAGUGCCAUCAGGAUGCGGUGCAGCCUGGUUGCAAAUACCGACAAGCUCCUCGGUUCGGGCUCCUCCAUCUGUGCACUCGUUUGACAUUUGUGUUUGCAUCUGGCCCUUUGUUCUAGUAGUGAGUCGAAUUCUGAAUGUGCAACUUUCAUGUACGCUGGUGGCAUGUAAAACUUCAAAUAAAGAGUGAAACUGA
Messenger RNA from Athene cunicularia (burrowing owl), 8600 nucleotides. It is a transcript of the gene FBXL18, whose product is annotated as F-box and leucine rich repeat protein 18. The record is from RefSeq and is a predicted model, not a curated record. Gene Ontology annotation, molecular function: protein binding. Gene Ontology annotation, biological process: SCF-dependent proteasomal ubiquitin-dependent protein catabolic process. Gene Ontology annotation, cellular component: SCF ubiquitin ligase complex. Lineage: Eukaryota; Metazoa; Chordata; Aves; Strigiformes; Strigidae. The coding region runs from base 750 to 2819 and encodes 689 amino acids. The transcript is spliced from 5 exons.